AUGGAGCAUUGGAAAGGCUUGCUGGAGACCAAAUCAUUGCUGAGCACCAUCCAGCAAGAAGGGAUGGUUCCCGUCGGUGAGGUCAGCGUCGACCCGCAGAGGGCCAAUGACUUCCUGAGCCGCUCCAGGCCCAGGAGGAACGUGGACCCCAAAUGGUACCGAGGCAACCCGGACUUCCAGGCCUACUACCGCUACUACAGCAGUAUCGGCCACACCGAGGGGCUGUAUGAGAUCGACAAACUGCGGAUGUUGUACCAGCAGAUGAGGUACUUAGAGCACAUCUACGGCCCCAACGCCUCCUACUUCCAGAACAAGCUGGGGGCCCCUCAGAUUACGUGUGACCCCACCACAGACAAGAAGUGCAAGGUGUUGGUCCCCGUGCCCCCGCCCAUGAAAGGCGUCCCCGCUCCCCCGCCCAUGAAAGGCGUCCCCAAGGCCACCGAGCCACCCGUCACCGCGCCUCCUCCCGUUCUUCGCGCCCCCGCCAUCUCCCAGGCAGAUGUGCUCUACCUGUGCAACAGUAAGGACCCGCUGUGCAAGCCUCACAUCGUGUAUCUGCCCACCGGCGCCGUGCCCGUCCUCUGUGACCCCCGCUACCACCCGCACUGCAUGCCUCAGCCUGCCCCAGCCUCCCUGCCCCAACCACAGCAGCCGCCCCCGAAAAAGUUUGUGCCGCCGCCCAUCUUGGUAAAAAAAUCUCCACCGCCGGCGCCUGUCCACACAUUCAAGGGCAUGGAGUACGACUGCGACCCAUACUGGGACCCCGACUGCCUUAUCGACCACCCACCUAGACCCCUCAAGGGGAAAGUUAUGGGACCUCCGCCGCCCCCACCUGAAGAAGAGAAACAGCAACCUGUGGAAGAGCCUGCACCUCCUCCCCCACCCAUCCAGAAGAAGGGCCUCCCCUUCCCCUACUACCACCCCGCCAUGCCUAUGCCUUACGACCCCCGCGAUGAGCUCUACGACCCCGCCCGCUUCCAGUAUCCUCAACCAGAAGCAACUGCAGACAAGCCUGAAGACGAAACCCAAUAG
Messenger RNA from Syngnathoides biaculeatus (alligator pipefish), 1032 nucleotides. It is a transcript of the gene and3, whose product is annotated as actinodin3. The transcript has 4 exons. The coding region runs from base 1 to 1032 and encodes 343 amino acids. Lineage: Eukaryota; Metazoa; Chordata; Actinopteri; Syngnathiformes; Syngnathidae. The record is from RefSeq and is a predicted model, not a curated record.